Physella acuta is the source of this 2801-nucleotide messenger RNA. Its product is annotated as hornerin. NCBI's taxonomy places the organism in Eukaryota, Metazoa, Mollusca, Gastropoda, Physidae. The record is from RefSeq and is a predicted model, not a curated record.
AUCCAUCCAUCCAUCCAUUCAUUCAUUCAUUCAUCCAUCCAGAAAUGAUGAGUUAAUAAUCGCAAUUGUCCGUAUGGAAAUUGCGCUAAAAACUGCUAGUAGCAGAUAGAAAGUUGGUGGUAAGCGUUCCAGAAAGACAUUUUAUACACACGAUAAUUUGGUAGAUGUAUUUACCUUUCACAUAUAUAUUAGCAUACAAUAAUGUUAUCAGUUUCAAAAACAUUUCUAGUUCUAGGUAUAGAAAAUAUGACAUUAUCAUGUUUCAAGAACAUUUCUAGUUCUAGGUUUAGAAAAUGUGACAUUAUCAUGUUUCAAGAAAACUUCAGUUCCUGAUGAAGCUCAGGACAGCACAAGAAAUGUUAGUCCAACCGAGAACGACACAAGCAAGAUAUUAUUUGUGGCUGGACUGGUCCUCUUGUUACUGGGCAUUUUUUGCUUUGAUCAUAUCCCUGUUUUUGAUCAGUCUUAGAAAACGACACAAGAAGGAAUGUGCUGAUAAGAAGGAAAUGAACGAGAUCCAGCAGGACACGUACGAAUGUAUCGAUGCCCAGACUGACAUUGAGAAAGACCCGCCGAGCAAAAGCUCGAGGGCGUCGAGACUACACCCCAACCAGCGACUCGAGAAUACGUCAGGUAAACUGCAACAAGACAGCACGUCAAGCAACCUGCGACACGACAGCACGUCAGGCAUCCUGCGACACGACAACACGUCAGGCAUCCUGCGACACGACAGCAUGUCAGAUGACGAGGCUGACCCCAGCUGGAGCCAGUCCACACAGGAUGUGAGCGAGGCGGCAGACCAGCUGUACGAGAUGAUUGCCGACGUGUCUCCAGCACAGCCUCCAAUGGCCGAGGUCUCACCUUACUCGCGUGUACCCAAGUCAGAAAUAGCACUAAGAAACCCGUACAUUCAAGCAAGCAGCGGGAGGUUUAGGGCUUUUUCAACUCCCAAAUUGGACACCCCGACCGCUGGAGCAUCGGAUGGUAGUCAACACGUGUAUGCCCACUUGAGCCGAGACGGGAGGUCAAGAUCAGACAAAGUGGACACACAAAGCGAUUACUUUCUCGUGGACACCAGGAGGCGUCAGACAGUGGGGGAUACUGCCGAGAUGGACAGUGCAGCAGCGCUUUACAAUUAUGUAGAUAGUUCGAACAUUGACAAGGGUUCGACAAACAACAGUAAAGUGACGGAUCAUGUGACUGAAUUGUAUAGCUGUCUAACAGAUAGUGCUACAAGUGGAGAUGCAAACAUUGGCUACACAAACAACACAAAUGACACCGUCAGCAGACUUGGCCGCGAACAGACGUCAACAUUUCCAGUGAUCAUUCACUUAAAAACGUGUGACAACCAUCACGACAAGCCGAACACCACAUUACAAGAGGCUGAGGAAUCUCCAGCAUAUGCAAAUUGUUAUACUAAAAAUAUGACGGACACUGGACAAACUUCCACAGGACAGGAAGAAAUGACGGACACUGGACAAACUUCCACAGGACAGGAAGAUAUGACGAACACUGGACAAACUUCCACAGGACAGGAAUAUAUGACGGACACUGGACAAACUUCCACAGGACAGGAAGAAAUGACGGACACUGGACAAACUUCCACAGGACAGGAAGAUAUGACGGACACUGGACAAACUUGCCCAGGGCAGGGAGAUAUGACGGACACUGGACAAACUUGCCCAGGGCAGGGAGAUAUUACGGACACUGGACAAACUUGCCCAGGGCAGGGAGAUAUGACGGACACUGGACAAACUUGCCCAGGGCAGGGAGAUAUGACGGACACUGGACAAACUUGCCCAGGACAGGAAGAUAUGACGGACACUGGACAUACUUCCACAGGACAGGAAUAUAUGACGGACACUGGACAAACCUCGACAGGACAGGAAGAUAUGACGGACACUGGACAAACUUGCCCAGGGCAGGAAGAUAUGACGGACACUGGACAAACUUGGCCAUCACAGGAAGAUAUGACGGACACUGGACAUACUUUGCCAGGACAGGAAGAUAUGACGGACACUGGACAAACCUCGACAGGACAGGAAGAUAUGACGGACACUGGACAAACUUGCCCAGGGCAGGAAGAUAUGACGGACACUGGACAAACUUGGCCAUCACAGGAAGAUAUGACGGACACUGGACAAACUUGCCCAGGGCAGGAAGAUAUGACGGACACUGGACAAACUUGGCCAUCACAGGAAGAUAUGACGGACACUGGACAAACUUGCUCAGGGCAGGAAGAUAUGACGGACACUGGACAAACUUGGCCAUCACAGGAAGAUAUGACGGACACUGGACAAACUUGCCCAGGACAGGAAGAUACGACAGACACUGGACAAACUUGGCCAGGACAGGAAGAUACGACGGACUAUGGACUAACUUGCCCAGGACAGGAAGAUAUGACAGACACUGGACAAACUUGCCCAGGACAGGAAGAUAUGACAGACACUGGACAAACUUGCCCAGGACAGGAAGAUACGACGGACACUGGACAGACUUCCACUGGACAGGAAGAUAUGACAGACACUGGACAAACUUGCCUAGGACAGGAAGAUAUGACAGACACUGGACAAACUUGCCCAGGACAGGAAGAUAUGACAGACACUGGACAAACUUGCCCAGGACAGGAAGAUAUGACAGACACUGGACAAACUUGGCCAGGACAGGAAGAUACGACGGACUAUGGACUAACUUGCCCAGGACAGGAACAUGAUCUUUAUUGUAUCGAUCAAACUAAAUUGAAUUACUGUACUCUUUAACAAUGUUCUUGCAAAUAAAUAAAUAAUAUAUGGAAUUAAGUC